GUUGGUUUUUAUCUUGGUUUGAAUUCUUUUUGCAUCAUGUUUGCAUGUAUGGUCAUAUUUUGUCAUUUCAUCGCCACGUUUCAUUUCAACGACCAAAUGCUCGUAAAACCUACAAACAUUUCAUCGGCAAACUCCACAAGCGUUAAUUCCACAAGUAGUAGUUCUAAUGAAAUAAUAUCCAGUUCUGGAGGGAGAAAUGAUGCGAAUGAGGCAUAUGGGCCAACAAAUUCGAGCGAAACUACCAACACCUCUUCACAAACACUCAAUGCUACGUCCUCAACACCCCCAGGCUUCAAAGACGAAAGGAGUUCGUUGCUACUUGCAUCAAACCUGGAGUGACUAUGAAAACGGUCAUCGUGGACUCCUACUUGGAAUAACGAUGAUGUCGUUGUGUUUUAUUGAGAUUCUAACGGCUUCGUUUGCAAUGUUGAUUUGCUGGGCAGCUGUUAAUGUUGAGCCAACAGGGAUAAGAAGAAAGAAACUGUUGGUUCAAGGGACUGCCUCUGAGAUGCUUGCUUUGUACAACCGUGAGGCGACUUUGCGACAAAGAACUGGUUUAUCAUCUACUUCAACCUCCUUAGCUACCAUAGAUGAGCCAUUUUCAAACUGGAAUUCUACUACUACCUGCUGAUUACAAGGUGAUUUUUUCAGUAGUAAUAGUCGGUGAACUGUGCAUCAAAAUCAUUGUAGUAUAUAUGAAUAACAAUUAAAAACAAUGAAAGAAUCAGUUAUUAUAAUAAUUUAUUGAUGAAUGGAAUGAGCUUGCUAUAUAUAUAUACCAAAUAUGAAAUAAACUUAACAACUUAAGUAUAAAAAACUUAACUUGUACAGAAAUACACGCAAGAAAUUAACGUCUCGACGCAUCCCUCACAGUUGGCGCAAUUUUGUAUCAAGAUUACAUACAGACGUCCUUUGGAUUUAAAUGUUCAUGAAUAUUUACUUUAGUUUAUUCGAGUUAUAGUAUUGAAGCCAUAAAAAUGUCGAAAUGCGUGAA
Xenia sp. Carnegie-2017 is the source of this 994-nucleotide messenger RNA. RefSeq lists its product as uncharacterized. Bases 197 to 631 code for a protein of 144 amino acids. The record is from RefSeq and is a predicted model, not a curated record. The transcript is spliced from 4 exons. NCBI's taxonomy places the organism in Eukaryota, Metazoa, Cnidaria, Anthozoa, Malacalcyonacea, Xeniidae.